Molecule: messenger RNA, 360 nt
Organism: Chondrus crispus (carragheen)
Lineage: Eukaryota; Rhodophyta; Florideophyceae; Gigartinales; Gigartinaceae
Exons: 1
Coding region: 1-360 (119 amino acids)
Source: RefSeq, a predicted model, not a curated record
AUGAUGGGGGAGCCCAGGGCGUCGAAGAUGGUGAGGAAGCCCGAGACGGCGGCGGAGAAGGUUUCGAUGCGGAUGUCGCCUUUAUGGAAGGACCAGGUUUCGUGCUCGUCGGAUUCAGUGCGGGCUUCGUUGAACUUGAGGUUGAUCGGGGAGAAGGGCGUUUCCAUGGUGGAGAGCAUAUCGCCGGAGACGGAAAAUUCGGCGGGCGUGCUCGUGGAGCUGGAAGAGUUGGCAGUGGGGGAGGUGAGGGUGGUAGUGGUUAUCGCGGCACUGGACAUCGUAGCGAGGGGUGAAGAUAAGCGAAACAAGCGCAGAUGGGUGCAGGGGGUGGGGGGUGGGAGGAGCCCGUGCGGGAGAUAA